CCCCGAUUCGCGCGUGUCGCUAAAGGGGCGGGACAGCGAGGCGCCGGGCCCAGGGUACGGCCUGUGCGGGGACCUAUGGAGCCGCCUACUAGUUGGGGUCGUGAUGCUCCGCUCCAGCCCUCCCGAGUCUAGGGCGGCCUCUCCACCUUACAUGAAAUGAAGGGGGGAGCUCCCUAGUUCAACAAACUGUUUAAGGAAGAGGACUGCUUUGUACAGGGAAAUCUUCAUUACCUUCCAGUAACUGGAUCAGAAGAUGAACCCACCUAAUCCUUUCAGCGGGCAGCAGCCUAGUGCUUUUUUAACAUCUUCCAGUAGUUCCAUAGGAACAGCUCAGGCUAAGCAACCCUUUCGAUUUGGUCAGCCUUCUCUUUUUGGACAAAACAACACAGUAUCUGGGAAAAGCUCAGGAUUUUCACAGAUAUCUAGCUUUCCAACGUCUGGAGUAGGUCACUCUUCUUCAGCACAAACAUUAGGAUUCUCCCAAACCUCAAAUGUUGGACUCUUUUCUGGACUUGAACACACUCCAUCCUUUCUAUCUGCCUCUGGGCCUUCAAGUUCAUGUGUGCCUGGAAACCCAGGAUUUACUUUUAAAUCACCCAACCUUGGGGCUUUCCCAAGUACUUCUACUUUUGCACCAGAAACUGGAGAAGUAGCAAGCUAUGGUUUGGGGAAAACAGAGUUCAGCUUUAAAUCUCUGGAAAAUUCAGUGUUCAGACCAAUAUUGGGGGCUGAAUCUGAGCCAGAGAAAACUCAAAGCCAAAUUACUUCCGGAUUUUUCACAUUUUCCCAACCAAUUAGUAGUGGACCUGGAGGACAGGCUCCAUUUUCUUUUACACAGGUGACAAGUUCAGCUACUAAAUCAAAUUUUACCUUUUCGAAACCAGUUGAUAGUAGUAAUUCAUCAUCACCCUUUGCCCUUGCUUUGUCAAGUCAAAAUGUGGAGGAAGAGAAGAAAGGCCCUAAAUCACUAUUUGGAAGUCUUAAUAGUAGCUUCACUAGCUUCCCCACAUCUUCUUCAGGAUCAUUGGGGGAACCCUUCCCAGUUAGCAAAACAGGUGCCAGACAAGGCUGUGAAGAAACUGUUUCCCAAGUGGAGCCACUUUGCAGCUUCAUGAAGGGACUGAAAAGGAAGGAGGAUCAGGAUCGCUCCCCAAGGAGAUACGGCCACGACGCAGUGGAAGACCUGGACCCUCUCUCGAGGGGUGAUCAUCCUCCCGAUAAGCGGCCGGUCCGCCUGAAUCGGCCCCGGGGAGGUACUCUGUUUGGUCGGACCAUACAGGAUGUUUUCAAAAGCAAUAAAGAAGUCAGUCGUCUGGGCAACAAGGAAUCUAGAAAAGAAAUUGGCUGUGCCGAGUCUGGGGAAAAUGAUCACAUGGCCAUACCAGGAGGGAGUCAGUCUGUUCUGGCAGCUUCCCGGCUUCCAGGUGUGAAAGAGGAAGAAACCGAAAGAGAUAAAAAAGAAGAUUUUUUAAGAGGAACUCCUGGGCGUCAGAAUAAAAGAAGUGAGAGCACAGACAGUCUUGGGGGCUUCUCUCCCUCUGAAGUCACAGCGAUCCAGUGCAAGAACAUUCCCGACCGUCUCAACAACAGGACCUUUCUGGAGAAACACUUUGGCAAAAUUGCUAAAGUGCAGCGCACUUACAGCAGGCGCAACAAACACCUCGCGGUGGUGUAUUUCUUUGAUCAUGCUUCUGCAGCCCUGGCCAGGAAGAAGGGGAAAAAAGGUUUGCCUGAAGAAACGUCUAUCUUUUGGCACAAGAAGAAAAUGAGUCCCAACAAGAAACCUUUUUCCCUCAAGGAGAAGAAACCAGGUGAGGGUGAGGCUGGCCAGGGCACCGAGGACACAUCCUUUCAGCACUCCCCUCUUGGCAAGCCCAUGGGGAGGACUACAGUCGGCAGCCUCAUGAAUAAAAGCUCUCCAGUGAAGAAGUCAGGCCUUCUGAAGGCCCACCUGUUUGAAGGAGACUCUUUUGACUCGGGCUCUGAGAGUUCUGAGAGUCCUGGGCUGUGUGUGUCCUCCCUCAGUGCGCUGAUAGGCACUGUGGCCGAAACGUCUGAGGAAAAGUACCGCCUGCUUGACCAGAGGGACAGAAUCAUGAGGCAAGCUCGGGUGAAAAGAACCGAUCUGGACAAAGCAAGGACGUUUGUUGGGACGUGCCCUGACAUGUGUCCUGAGAAGGAGCGGUACAUGCGGGAGACCCGGAGCCAGCUGAGUGUAUUUGAAGUGAUCCCAGGAACUGACCAGGUGGACCACGCGGCAGCUGUCAAGGAGUACAGUCGCUCCUCAGCCGACCAGGAGGAGCCCCUGUCACAUGAGCUGCGGCCCUCAGCAGUGCUCAGCAGGACCAUGGAUUACCUGGUGACCCAGAUUAUGGACCAGAAGGAGGGCAGCCUGCGGGACUGGUAUGACUUCCUGUGGAACCGCACACGGGGCAUACGGAAGGACAUCACGCAGCAGCACCUGUGUGAUCCCAUGACGGUGUCCCUGAUUGAGAAGUGUGCCCGGCUUCAUAUCCACUGUGCUCACUUCAUGUGCGAGGAGCCCAUGUCCUCCUUUGAUGCCAAGAUCAACAAUGAGAACAUGACCAAGUGCCUUCAGAGUCUGAAGGAGAUGUACCAAGACCUGAGGAACAAGGGCGUGUUCUGUGUCAGCGAAGCUGAGUUCCAGGGCUACAAUGUGCUGCUCAAUCUCAACAAGGGGGACAUCCUAAGAGAAGUACAACAGUUCCAUCCGGCUGUUAGAAACUCCUCUGAGGUGAAAUUUGCUGUUCAGGCUUUUGCUGCAUUGAACAGUAAUAAUUUUGUGAGAUUUUUCAAACUGGUCCAGUCAGCUUCUUAUUUGAACGCUUGUCUUUUACAUUGCUACUUUAAUCAGAUCCGCAAGGAUGCUCUCCGGGCACUCAACAUCGCCUAUACUGUGAGCACCCAACGAUCCACCAUCUUUCCCCUGGACAGCGUGGUGCGCAUGCUGCUCUUCAGAGAUUGCGAAGAGGCCACAGACUUCCUCAACUACCAUGGUCUCACUGUUUCCGAUGGCUGUGUCGAGCUGAACCGGUCCUCGUUCUUGGAACCAGAAGGGUUAUUGAAGGCCAGGAAGUCGGUGUUUAUCACCAGGAAGCUGAUGGUGUCGGUUGGGGAAAUUGUGAAUGGGGGGCCGUUGCCCCCUGUCCCUCGUCAUACCCCCAUGUGCAGCUUCAACUCCCAGAACAAGUUCGUCGGGGAGAGCCUGGCCGCGGAGCUGUCCGUGGGCCCUCAGAGACCCGGCUUGGAUGCAGCAGGUGUGGGGAGAGGAGAGGAAUGUGGUACCGAGGCGGACGCGUCCCCGCCUACCCUCCUCCCGCAGCCUCUUCCCAUCUUGGCCCCUGCACUGCCCUAUCUGCCGCACCACCCAGCAGCCACCCCGAGUGCGGCACCCGGCCUCUUCCAACCCCCCAUGCUACCCCCUGUGCAGCCGGAGCUUCUUCCUGCAAAGCCUGAGCCUGUGUACUCUGACGCGGACCUGGCGCUGGUCGUGGACGAGCUCAUCCAGGAGGUUCUUCAGAGGGACUGUGAGGAGGUUGGUGCCGCUGGGGCGGCCUUCGCAGCCACAGCUCUGGGUGUUUCCAGUGCUGCUGUGGAGGAGUUGUUAACAGCUGCUACCACAGGCAUUUUGAGGCACAUUGCAGCUGAAGAAAUGACUAAGGAAAGGGAGCGAAAAGAGGAGGAGAGGCGGCAGGCUGAAGAGGAGAGAUUGAAACAAGAAAGAGAACUGGUGUUAACUCAGAUGAGUCAGGGCCUGGCUGCAGAGCUGACAGAGCUGGUGGUGAUGGAAUGUGUGAGGGAAACCUGCUCCCAGGAGUUGAAGAGUGCAGUGGAGACAGACCAGAAGGUCCGCAUGGCCCGCUGCUGUGAGGAAGUCUGUGCCCACCUGGUGGGCUUGUUUCUUGGCGAGGAAAUUUUCCAGACUGCAAAGGAGACCCUCCAGGAACUUCAGUGCUACUGCAAGUAUCUUCAGAGGUGGAGGGAAGCAGUCGCAGCCCGGAAGAAGCUGAGGCGCCAGAUGCGGGCCUUCCCUGCAGCGCCCUGCUGUGUGGAUGUGAAUGACCGGCUGAUGGCACUGGUGCCCAGUGCAGAGUGUCCCAUUGCUGAGGAGAACUUGGCCAAGGGCCUCCUGGACCUUGGCCACGCCGGGAAAGUGGGCAUCUCCUGCACCAGGCUAAGGUGGCUCAGGAACAAGACAACGCACCAGUUGAAGGUCCAGCACUUCCACCAGCAGCUACUGAGUGAUGCAGCGUGGGCGCCCCUGGACCUGCCAUCCCUCGUGACUGAGCACCUCCCUGGUAGCAGGGAGCAUGCGUUUUGGAAGCUGGUGCUGGUGUUGCCCAACUACGGAGAAGAGCAGUCCCCAUGGAGUCCUGGCAGAAUUCUGGCAGAUUGGUUGAAAGUCAAGUUCAUGGGAGGUGAUGGCUCGGAUGACACAUGCAGUGAUGCUGGUGGAAUUCAGACACUCACGCUGUUUAACACACUCGGCACCAAAGGGAAUCAGGCAGUUUCUGUCAGCGUGUGUAUAAAGGUAGCCUACGGUGCUCUCAGUGACGGUGCCCUGGAUGCCGUGGAGACACAGAAGGAGCUCCUGGGAGCCAGUGGCCUCAUGCUGCUGCUUGCCCCCAAAACGAAGAGCGAGGACAUUGCAGAGGAGGACGUAUACUGGCUGUCGGCACUGCUGCAGCUCAAGCAACUCCUGCAGGCCAAGCCCUUCCAGCCUGCAUUGCCGCUGGUGGUGCUCGCACCCAGCCUGGGAGGGGUCGCUGUGGAGAAGGAAGUGGAUGAUGGUCUGAUGCUACAGGAUUUGGUUUCAGCUAAGCUGAUUUCGGAUUAUAUCAUUAUUGAAAUUCCUGAGUCCAUUAAUGAUUUACAAGGCACAAAUAAGGUUUCCCUGGCCGUGCAGUGGCUGGUCUCCCACUGCCCCCGUGCCCUUGACCUUUGCUGCCAGACCCUCAUUCAGUAUGUGGAAGAUGGGGUUGGCCGUGAGUUUAGCGGCCGGUUUUUCCAUGACAGAAGAGAGAGGCGGCUGGGCGGCCUGGCCUCGCAGGAACCUGGUGCCAUCAUCGAGCUAUUCAACAGUGUUCUGCACUUCCUCGCCUCCGUGGUGUCCUCUGAGCAGCUCUGCGACCUGUCCUGGCCCAUCACCGAGUUUGCUGAGGCAGGGGGCAGCCGGCUGCUUCCUCACCUUCACUGGAAUUCCCCGGAGCACCUGGCCUGGCUGAAACAGGCCGUGCUGGGCUUUCAGCUCCCGCAGAUGGACCUUCCACCCCCGGGGGCUCCCUGGCUUCCUGUGUGCUCCAUGGUUAUCCAGUAUGCCUCCCAGAUCCCCAGCUCUUGCCAGACGCAGCCCGUCCUCCAGUCCCAGGUGGAGAGCCUGCUCCGAAGAACUUAUGUCAGGUGGAAGAGCCAGAACCCCUCCCCUGGCUGGGAGGCGGGGCCCUCAGUUGCUGAGAUCCCGUGGGACGACGUCAUUGCCUUGUGUAUCAACCACAAGCUGAGGGACUGGACGCCCCCUAGGCUUCCUGUCACAUCAGAGGCACUGAGUGAAGAUGGUCAAAUAUGUGUAUAUUUUUUUAAAAACCAUUUGAAGACAUAUGAUGUUCCUAUGUCGUGGGAACAAGCCAGAAUGCAGACGCAGAAGGACCUUCAGCUGCAUCAGGGGUGCUUGGAAACAAAGACUUUUCAUCCUUCUGCAAACAAGUUUCCCACUCCGUUCCUUCACGUGCACCGAAAAGGGAAGAGGAGUGCAGAGUGUGGCCGAGAGGGGCCGGUUCCCAGCACGGAGGACCUGAUGCGCGGAGCCUCUGCCCAGGAGCUCCUGGCCCAGUGUCUGUCCAGCAGUCUUCUACUGGAAAAAGAGGAGAGCAAGAGAUUUGAAGAUCAACUUCAGCAGUUGUUGUCUGAAGACUCAGGAACGUUUACAGAUUCAACUUCCCUUCCCCUCUACCUUCCUCAGACUCUGGUGUCUCUGCCUCAGACUAUCCAACCUGUGAUUAAAACAUCCACAACUACUAGCCCACAGAAUGGAAUUGAAACAUGCUGAAGAGUUGAACAAAACCCACCACUGUGUGCUGACAUUCAAUAAGGGCUUGAGGAGAAUAGCAGGUGAUGAUAGUGUCUUCUGUUUAUGGAGCACAUACUGUGCCAGCUGUGGCAUCACCCACACCUUUCUUUCUGGGAUUACCUUUCCCUGAGCAGGUUAAGUUCACAAAAGUCAAGGACCUCAUCCAAGUUUGUUCAGCUGGUCAGCGGCAGAGCUGCUUUUCAAAGCCAGACUUGACUUGCUCCAAAGAUUAGAUCUUUCUACCUCACUAUCUUUGCUUCAGUGGUAGAAGAAGCAAAACCAGAGUUUUAAUCAUAGUUAUUUAGUUAAUGCUGGACAGGUAAAAGGUAUGUUCUUGGGCUGGCUUUAGGAAGUCCUUCAAUGGGGAGGGAAAGUAAAUUAAGACAUACUGUUUCUAUUUAUCAGUUUGGCAGACAACUUAAAAAUAUUUGUAACCUUUGACCUAAUAAUUCUGCCCUAAAGAAAUUACUGUCUAUGAACAAAUUAAU
Molecule: messenger RNA, 6576 nt
Organism: Myotis lucifugus (little brown bat)
Lineage: Eukaryota; Metazoa; Chordata; Mammalia; Chiroptera; Vespertilionidae
Gene: MCM3AP
Product: minichromosome maintenance complex component 3 associated protein
Exons: 29
Coding region: 254-6067 (1937 amino acids)
Biological process (GO): mRNA export from nucleus
Cellular component (GO): nucleus; cytoplasm; transcription export complex 2
Molecular function (GO): nucleic acid binding
Source: RefSeq, a predicted model, not a curated record